CAGUGCAGGUGCACUUGAGGAAAGAGUGUGAGAGUGCUCGCCGGGGAACGGGAGACAGUCAAGCGGAGAUACGAACUUUUUCAAGGAAUCACAGAGAUAGAUGUAAAUACAUGACCAUCAUACAUUUGUUUAUGUGGAACGCUGUGAGCUUACAUUGGCUCGUCAACAUAAUUAGUUCUUCAUCUAAAGGAAAAUGAAGAAAUCGGGAUAUUCAGGCAUUGCCAGGCCCAGCAGUGGAAAGGUGAGGAGAAUGGAGAAAGGAGACACUUCGGCUGUCUCCGGUUCCACUCUGAAGCGGUCAUUUGAAGUUGAGGAGGUCGACUCAUCGACCAACCCCUCCUCUCUCUCCCGUAGAACAACCAAUCCUCUGCGCUCCUCCACCUCCUCCAUCAGUCGAUUCCAUGAACUGGGCAGUCGCAACUCAGACUACACCUCCAAACAUGCAUCAGAGGCCUCUAACCAGCGCUCGCCCAAAACCAGCCUUAGACGGGUUGAGCUGUCUUCUGGACGUACCUCAGAGGCGCCUCGUAGGUCAGAGAUCUCUAUCGACAUCUCCUCCAAACAGGUUGACAGCUCGCCCAGUGUGGGUGUCAGCCGUUUUGGCCUGAAACGGCCAGAGGUCUCGCUCCACUCCACCAAAUCCUCAGAGAUGACUGCUCACAGACGGGCGGAGAUCACCCUUGGUCGGUCCCAGGAACCUUCGGCUCUGCCCAGGAGAGCUGACCUGUCUCAUUCUGCCUCCCGCAUCCCAGAGCUGUCCCACAGGAGGUCUGAGCCCCCCAGCCCAGCAGAGGAGGCCCCCUCCUUGACCAGGAGGCAAGAGGAACCUCCGGACAGACAGGCUGAGACGCCAUCUCCUGUGGGAGAGUCGGAGAGCAGCUUCUCCUCGGCAGUGAGUGCUAACUCUGGAACCACGGAGCAGAGAAGCCCAGCUCCAAUGCGAGAGACCACAAUCAGACCUGCAGAGAGGUCAGAAGUCAGCCUGAGCUCCAGCAGCAGCAUGGCGGAGGCUGAGGAGGUGGACACAGCACCGGUUGUUCUCCAGGACAAACCUGGUGUAGACUUGAGUUAUGUUGGCAUUGAUGCCAUCCUGGAGCAGAUGAGGAGGAAGGCUAUGAAACAGGGGUUCGAACUCAACAUCAUGGUUGUGGGUCAGAGUGGUCUGGGGAAAUCAACACUGAUGAACACACUGUUCAAAUCGAAGGUGAGCCGAAAAUCCGUUCUGGGUACAGCUGAGGAAAGGAUCCCCAAGACCAUCGAAAUCAAAUCCAUCAGUCAUGACAUUGAGGAGAAGGGAGUCAGAAUGAAGCUCACUGUCAUAGACACACCAGGAUUUGGAGAUCAAAUCAACAAUGAGAACUGUUGGCAGCCCAUUAUGCAGUUUAUUAAUGACCAGUAUGAACGAUAUCUACAGGAAGAGAUCAACAUCAACAGGAAGAAGAGGAUCCCAGACUCACGUGUCCACUGCUGCAUUUACUUUAUCCCUCCCACAGGACACAGUCUGAGGCCUCUGGAUGUGGAGUUUAUGAGACGACUGAGUAAAGUGGUGAACAUCGUUCCUGUCAUCGCUAAAGCUGACACUUUGACCUUGGAAGAGAGAGACUUUUUCAAGAGGAAGAUCAGGGAAGAGUUGAGAGCCAACAGUAUUGAUGUGUACCCUCAGAAGGAGUUUGACGAAGAUGCUGAGGACAGAAUGAUCAAUGAGAAAAUCAGAGAGAUGAUUCCAUUUGCUAUUGUGGGGAGUGACCAAGAGUACCAGGUGAAUGGGAAGAGACUCCUUGGCAGGAAAACAAAGUGGGGAACCAUAGAAGUUGAGAAUAUUGCUCACUGUGAGUUUGCCUACCUGCGAGAUCUUCUUAUAAGAACCCACAUGCAGAACAUUAAAGACAUAACCAGCAGCAUGCACUAUGAGGCCUACCGCGUUCGGCGCCUCAAUGAAAACAACAUGCAGACCAAUGGCAUUGCAGAUCAUGACCCCGCCUCCCACGAGAUGUAACACCCUCUGCCACCUCAUCCCUCGCUUCCUCCACACUCCUCUGUCCUGCCCAGUCUCUGCUCGCACCUGUCGCUCCAUUCCAGACGUGUCUGUCAUGGAUGUCCAGCUAUGCACUUAGACAGACACACACACACACACACAGACACACACGUGUAAAAAUGAAAAGAGAUUUAUCAAUCUCAUACAGAUUGCAUUGCCUUGUUUAUUGGAGAUUGUCUGCUCGCAUGUGGUUUGACCCAGGUUGGAUUAAUCAGUGGGAGGAGACAUACUCCUGACUGCAUGUAGAGUUCAACAUGAUGGUGUUUAUGGUACACAGUGUGUUUUAGCAUGCAACGUUUAGGCCCUGCUAACCCACACUGUCACUGUCCUCAAACAGCCUCUGCCCCUGUUGGGAUGGUUCCACACACACAGGGACUGAUCCAGAUCACUGUCGUUUUAUAGCCUUGGGACAGGAGUUAUCUCCACAGUCGCACUUUGACCUUUCCUGAACUUUACAAAUAGUAGUCAAAAAGCACACAAGACAGUGGAAUAACGCUAAAUGCUGCCAUUUCUGAUUAUCUUUUUUUUAUCUUUAUUUCUCUCUUCGUUUUCUGUCCUGAUUCACCCUCCGUGAAAAAUAUCCUCACCUGAUUUGAGACAAUAUCAUUAAGCAAAGGAAAGGAGAUGUUGUACUUGUUUUAAGAUUACAUUUGGUUUCAGUAGACAAAGCUUUGACAGUGCUGAACUGAGUGACGGAGGAUCUUUGUUUUUUGCUUGUGCUGUAUGUUCAUCUGUGAUCAUUUUUGUACUGUUAUUAAAAAUAACACAAAUAAAUAUCUUUGGUAUUUUAAAUGAUGUUAAGGUGGUAAAUAAUUGUUUUUACUUUGUUUAUUUGUAAGUGUGAAGUGACAUGGCUGCACAGGGCUCUCUGAUUUUCAGACGUCAGGAAACCAAACAUCACCUGCAGCCGUGACA
Chanos chanos (milkfish) is the source of this 2950-nucleotide messenger RNA. It is a transcript of the gene septin9a, whose product is annotated as septin 9a. NCBI's taxonomy places the organism in Eukaryota, Metazoa, Chordata, Actinopteri, Gonorynchiformes, Chanidae. Bases 194 to 1996 code for a protein of 600 amino acids. The transcript has 12 exons. The record is from RefSeq and is a predicted model, not a curated record. Gene Ontology annotation, molecular function: GTP binding.